GAGGGUGUGGACUGACAGCGAGUGGGUAUAAAUGAGGGCCAGCGGGCAUUCCCAGUCUCACGGUUGUUCCCAGUGCCUUGUAACGGACAGAGAAGCUCGCAGCCAUGGCGUUCAAUGGAACCUGGAAGGUUGACCGCAAUGAGAACUACGACAAGUUCAUGGAGCAGCUGGGUGUCAACGUUGUAAAACGCAAGCUGGGCGAGCACGACAACCUGAAGAUCACCAUCGAGCAGAACGGGGACAAGUUUCACAUCAAAGAGUCCAGCACGUUCCGCACCAAAGAGAUCGACUUUACGCUCGGGGUGCAGUUUGACUACACCAUGGCCGACGGCACCGAUCUUACGGGUACAUGGGUGAUGGAAGGUGAAACGCUGAAAGGUACUUUCAACAGGAAAGACAACAACAAGGUCCUGACCACCACAAGAGCUCUGGUGGGAGGAGAGCUUGUGCAGAGUUACAGCUAUGACGGAGUGGAAGCAAAGAGGAUUUUCAAGAAGCAGUAACCUGGAUCCUGCUGCUUAUAUUUUUAUAUAACUGACACAACAUGCUGUAUUUUUUUUUUCUUUCUAAACAGUAGAAAGCAGACAACUGUGUAAGGUGUAUGCUCAAUAAAUUUAUUACAUGUACCAGAGAAUGUUUUUAUACAUAUGUAUCAAUGCCUUUGGGGAUGAAUAAUUAUAAUGGUGCUGUACUGCCAAAAAAUUUAGUUAAACAAUAAAAGGAAAAAUGUCGCCCCCUAAUGGAGAACCGGUGACCUUGUCAGACACA
Fundulus heteroclitus (mummichog) is the source of this 768-nucleotide messenger RNA. RefSeq names its product fatty acid-binding protein, intestinal. Lineage: Eukaryota; Metazoa; Chordata; Actinopteri; Cyprinodontiformes; Fundulidae. The transcript has 4 exons. The coding region runs from base 105 to 503 and encodes 132 amino acids. Gene Ontology annotation, biological process: fatty acid transport. The record is from RefSeq and is a predicted model, not a curated record. Gene Ontology annotation, cellular component: nucleus; cytosol. Gene Ontology annotation, molecular function: fatty acid binding.